AGAGAAUUUGAAAGGAAAAAAAAAUGUACCGAUCGGUGAGCUGGAACCGAUUCUCCGACGAAUACUACUCGCGGUCGUCCCCGGCGCUGGUGCUGUCCUCCAAGCCCGAUCAGGCAUUGGGAUUGUCGUCGUCGUUUGGCGCUAAUGAGCUGCCGACGAACGAUCCCGUCGCUGUGAUGGUGAAGCGAGAGAAAGCGCGAGUCAAGUUCGCUGAAACUGCUGUGCAUGUGAUUCCUCUCGUUUUGCUUCUCUGCGCCAUUGUUCUCUGGUUCUUCUCCAAUCCAGAAAUAGAUGUGGGGAUGAGAGGGGAAACAAUUGCAGCAAGAAUAGAAGGAUUGACAAUAGAAGGAGAACUUGAGAGUGAAAUUCCAAUUUUGGACACAGCCUCCUCUCACCAUUCAAACCAACUUGAUGAUCCAUCCUCUAUCCUCAAGAUCAAGAGAUUUAUUUGACCCUAUUCCUUCUCACCUUUCCGUCCUAUCUUAGGUCUUGACUUAUCUCUACGGAUGAAUCUUGUAGAAGAAUUUUUAGAUUUUCGAGAUAUUAAAUACUCACUGAUGUUCAUGUUACGCGAGUUGACACUCUCUAUGUCUAUACAUCUUUGAAUCUAAUGUUAU
Molecule: messenger RNA, 617 nt
Organism: Momordica charantia (bitter melon)
Lineage: Eukaryota; Viridiplantae; Streptophyta; Magnoliopsida; Cucurbitales; Cucurbitaceae
Source: RefSeq, a predicted model, not a curated record